AACAGCGGCGUCAGUCCAACUGCCGGACUAGAAGCAGGGAAACGCGGUUCCGAUGACCACACAAGUGAUGGACCCGAACCGGGCCCCGGUGGCGUUCGGCCGCCGCGCGGUCCCGCAGCUGUUCGAGCAGCUGCAGGUCCAAGACCCCGCCCACAAGGUGCGCGCUCUGACGUCACUCUGCGACCUGGUCCACGACCCGGAGCGGCUGUACCAGACCGUGACCGGAGGUUUCCUGGAGCAGCUGCAGGUUCAGCUGCAGGACGAGGAUGAUGCAGUCAGGAGCAAAACCUGCGAGCUGCUGCACCUGGUCAUGAACCACAGCAUCGGCAGGUCGGCUCUGCUGGCCUCCAGUCUCCUCCCUUCGCUCUCCAACCUGAUGGACGACCCGUCGAUCUCCUGCAGGACCAACGCCCACCGGGUGCUGAGCGGCCUGGCGCAGCUGCCUGCAGGCGCUGAGGCUCUGCUCUCUCUGGUCCCCAAGCUGAUGCUGAAGCUGCGUCAGUUGGAGGAGGUGCGUCGGGAGAAGCAGGAGGAGGAGCAGGAGCUGCUCCUGUCCACUCUGACCUCCUGCUCCAGGCUGGACCCCCUGCCGGCUCUGGCCUCCGACGGCAUCCCCAUCCUGGGUCAGACGCUCACACACACUUCCCCAAGCAUCCGCAGGGAGGCGGCGGCCGCCCUGAUGGCGCUCAGCGUCCCUGGAGACGGGAAGCAGCAGGUCUGCGAUUAUGGAAUCCUCCAAACUCUUCUGCCUCUGCUGCGUGACAGAAGCCUCGAUGUUCAGACCAACGCCGCCGGAGUCAUCAUGAACACC
Messenger RNA from Poecilia reticulata (guppy), 811 nucleotides. The record is from RefSeq and is a predicted model, not a curated record. Lineage: Eukaryota; Metazoa; Chordata; Actinopteri; Cyprinodontiformes; Poeciliidae.